Molecule: messenger RNA, 2945 nt
Organism: Miniopterus natalensis
Lineage: Eukaryota; Metazoa; Chordata; Mammalia; Chiroptera; Miniopteridae
Gene: MTBP
Product: MDM2 binding protein
Biological process (GO): regulation of protein ubiquitination; protein localization to kinetochore; traversing start control point of mitotic cell cycle
Cellular component (GO): kinetochore
Source: RefSeq, a predicted model, not a curated record
GGGUCGCGGUCCGCCGGGGGUGCCGAGAAGCAGCCGGACUUGACAGCAGCAAAUGUUUAUAACCUCCUGAAAAGAAACAUUAGUGCUUCAAUUAACCCAGAAGAUAGUACUUUCCCUGCAUGUUCGGUGGGCGGUAUACCUGGUUCCAAGAAGUGGUUCUUUGCAGUGCAAGCCAUAUGUGGAUUUUAUCAGUUUUGUAGUUCUGACUGGGAAGAGAUACAUUUUGGCAUGGAAAAAGAUGAAAUUGAAGAUAUUCUGCAAACAAAUAUGGAAGAGUGUCUGAGUGCUGUUGAGUGUUUUGAGGAAGAAGAUAGUAAUAGCAGGGACUCAUUAUCCUUGGCUGAUUUAUACGAAGAAUCUGCAGAAAAUUUGCAUCAGUUAUCAGACAAACUUCCUGCUCCUGGUAGAGCAAUGAUAGAUAUAAUACUGUUGCCCUCUGACAAAGAUCCUCCUAAAUUGAAAGACUGUUUGCCUACUGUUGGAGCAUUAAAACAUUUGAAAGAAUGGUAUUCAGCAAAAAUUACUAUAGCAGGAAAUCAUUGUGAGAUAAAUUGUCAGAAAAUUGCAGAAUACCUUUCUGCUAAUGUCGUAUCUUUAGAAGAUCUCGGAAGUGCUGUUGACUCAAAGGAAUUAUGGAGGGGAAAGAUUCAGAUAUGGGAAAGAAAGUUUGGAUGUGGAAUUAGUUUUCCUGAAUUCUGUUUAAAGGGAGUCACACCUACGAGUUUUAGUACGACUAAUUUAAAUACUUGCUUUCUUGACAAAAAGAUAAUACCAUCAAAGGAUAAGACUUGUUUGCCAAAGGUUUUCCAUUAUUAUGGCCCUGCUUUAGAAUUUGUGCAGAUGAUAAAAUUAUCAGAUCUACCCUCCUGCUAUAUGUCGGACAUUGAAUUUGAGUUAGGGCUAACAAAAAACAGUACCAAGAAGAACUCCAUGUUAUUGUUGGAGCAGGUUUCUUCUCUGCGUGGCAAGGUUGGUGCACUUUUCGUAUUGCCAUGUACUGUUAGUAACAUACUUAUUCCGCCUCCCAACCAACUCAGUUCGAGAAAAUGGAAGGAAUGCAUAGCUAAAAAGCCCAAGACAAUCAGUGUUCCAGAUGUUGAAGUGAAAGGAGAGUGUUCUAGCUAUUAUCUCUUGUUACAAGGUGAUGACAGUAGAAAAUGCAAAGCCACACUGAUUCACUCAGCCAACCAGAUCAAUGGCUCAUUUGCCCUCAGUUUCAUUCAUGGAAAGAUGAAGGCAAGGACAGAAGAAACCCAACUGAGCUUUCCUUUUGACUUCUUGUCACUUCCACAUUUUUCUGGGGAGCAGCUUAUACAGAGAGAGAAGCAGUUAGCUAAUGUUCAAGCUUUGGCUUUGAAAGAAUGUCUGAAAAGGAGAAGGUUGGCAGAGCGGCCCGAAGUCGUUUCUGUUGAUGAACUUAAAAGUCUGCUGACACUCACCAGGCGGUGCUUUUUAGAUCAUUUCGAUGCUGUUAUUCCUAAAACAGUCCUGAGAAAAACAGGGAAAAUUAAUACCUCCAGUCUGUUAAAUGACACCAGUCCAGUGGAACCUAUUUCUUCGAGUCUAGUGGAAACCAAUCCUCUGGAAUGGCCAGAAAGGCAUGCUCUUCAAAAUUUGGAAAUAUUUGAAAAAGCUAAACAAAAAAUGAGAGCUGGUUCAUUUCCUCGUUCAUCUGAACAGUUGCUGGGCCACAAAGAGGGUGCACGGGACUCGAUCACGUUACUGGAUGCAAAAGAAUUGCUGAAAUUCUUUACCUCAGAUGGAUUGCCGGUUGGAGACCUUCAGCCUCUACAAAUUCAAAAGGGGGAAAAGACUUUUGUUCUGACCCCAGAACUUAGUCCUCGGAAACUUCGAGUUUUACCUUUUGAAAAAGCCUCCGAAUGUCAUUAUCAUGGAAUUGAAUACUGCUUGGACGACCAGAGGUCUUUAGAAAGAGAUGGGGGAUUUUCUGAACUUCAGUCUCGUCUUAUUCGUUAUGAAACCCAGACUACCUGCACCAGAGAGAGUUUUCCAGUACCGACUGUGCUGAGCCCUCUCCCGUCUCCUGCUGUUUCGUCUGAGCCUGGAAGUGUCCCUGAUGGAGAAGCUUUCCAGAGCGAGUUCCGGACCGAAGUGUCCCGACUGAAAAGGAGAUCAAAGGACCUGAACUGCCUUUAUCCCAAAAAGAGACUUGUGAAGUCUGAAAGUUCAGAUUCUCUUCUUUCUCAGAUGAGUGGCAAUACAAGUCAUCACUGCCAUCCAGUGACAUCCAAAGAGCCACGGGCUGAGAGAUCAUUAUCUAUGACUUGUCCAGCUGUUCCAGUUCAUAGCUAUAAAACUCCAAAAGUCACUACCAAGGCCAAUUCAGGUCAAAAAAGUGGGCAUGAAUCAAAAGCACUAAGGCAAACUAAGGAAUCAAGAUCACAGAAACAUACACGGAUGCUGAAAGCAGUGGUUGCUGAGACCCUGAGGAGGCACAGUAUUCCUGAGGCCCACGAGUGCUUCGCUGCCUGCAGCCAGCGUCUCUUCGAGAUCUCCAAAUUCUACCUAAAGGAUCUUAAAACGUCAAGGGGUCUAAUUGAGGAAAUGAAGAAAACUGCAAACAACAAUGCUGUCCAGGUGAUUGAAUGGGUAUUAGAAAAGACAAGCAAGAAGUAACACAGAAUCAUUCCCGUUGGACAAUUGUUAAUUGGGCAGAGCUAUUACUUCUUCUUUUCUUAGUUUGAACAUUAUAAGCAAAUUUCAAACUUUACUCAAAGAAUAGAUAUUACAUCUCUAAAGAAUUUCAUAAAUAAUCCCAUAUUUAUAUAGUUUUGAGGAUGCUCAGUUAAUGUAUUUUUAAUUAUAUACAUAUUUUAUAGUUUCAUUAUAUUUUAAUUUUUAAAGCUAAUAUUUUUAUAUAUGUUUUGAAAUUUUUACUCUUGGUUAUUUAAUUAUUCCAAUAAAUAGAAAAAGAUGUUUCUUUA